Molecule: messenger RNA, 2928 nt
Organism: Anoplophora glabripennis (Asian longhorned beetle)
Lineage: Eukaryota; Metazoa; Arthropoda; Insecta; Coleoptera; Cerambycidae
Gene: psidin
Product: phagocyte signaling-impaired protein
Exons: 11
Coding region: 33-2870 (945 amino acids)
Biological process (GO): N-terminal peptidyl-methionine acetylation
Cellular component (GO): cytoplasm; NatB complex
Molecular function (GO): protein-N-terminal amino-acid acetyltransferase activity; protein binding
Source: RefSeq, a predicted model, not a curated record
GUAACAUAACCUAAUAUUUAAGUUCCGAAAAAAUGUCUAGGCCUUCGUCGAAUUUACACGUGCAUCAAGACAAUUCCGUGGCAGAGAGACGACUAAGGCCAAUAUACGAUUGGCUAGAUAGUGGUAACAACAAAAAAGCUCUACAAGAAUGUGACAAAGUUUUGAAGAAAACUCCUAAUCUCCAUUGUGCCAAAGCCCUCAAGGCUUUUACUCUCCAUCGUAUGGGGAAGGAAGUUGAGAGCCAAAACAUUUUAGAUGCUUUAACAAAAGAGCAACCCACAGAUGAUGCUACUUUGCAGGCUAUGACUUUAUGUUACCGAGAGAAGCAAGAAUUGGAAAAAAUCUGCAAACUUUACGAAACCGCAGUGAAACUGGACCCAAGCAAUGAGGAACUUCAUACACACCUCUUCAUGUCUUAUGUGAGAAUCGGUGAUUUCAAAUCUCAACAGCAGAGCGCGAUGACUCUAUAUAAGAACAAACCAAAAAACCCGUACUAUUGUUGGGCUGUCAUGAGUAUAGUCUUACAGGCGACAAGAGGUUUGGGUGCGAAAGACCCAGUUAAACGUAUACUGCUUCUAAAUCUUGCCCAAAGGAUGUUCGACAAGUUAAUAAAAGAAAAUAAGAUUGAUGCAGAGCAGGAAGUCCAGUUGUACAUCAUGAUUCUCGAACUUCUGGAAAAAUUUGAGGAAAUUGUAGCGGUACUAGAUGGACCGCUUGGUUCACAUUUGCAAUGCAGUAAUAUCCCACAGAAUAGAUUGAAAUAUCUGAAAAAAUUGAAACGGUGGGAGGAAAUUAAUUUGUUGUGCAAAGGAGUCCUAGUAGAGCAUGUAGAUAGAUGGGAUAUUUGGAACGAAUAUUUAAAUUCAGUAUUUGAGUUAAUGUCUGUAGAAAAUAAAAUAAAUAAUCAUGAAAAUCACGAAGCUAAUGAGAAUGAUUUGGAAACCAUCGAUGAUACUCCUGAAAAAGCUCAUGAAUUUAUUUGUAGAGUAGUGGAAAAUGGCGUAGAUAAUGGUUUUUUGCUCAGAGGUCCCUACUUGGCACGUUUCGAACUGUGUAAGAGACUUUGCGAAAAAGAGCUCAACAGUACGGACCUUCUAGGGGACACAACCGAAUUGUUUAUCGAGUACUUUCGAAAAUUCGGACACAAACCAUGUUGCGUUUCAGACUUAAGGUCUUAUUUAAAUUUGUUGGAUGCCGAAAAAAAAACAGAACUGUCUUCCAGGUUGGUCAAGGAUGUGGGAAUAAGUUCGACCAGUGUUCCUCAGACCGACCAACAAAUGCAGCGCCACAUUUGUGCCCUUCAGUUGUCUCGACUUUGCGGGAGUCACAUAAAUCUGUCCUCCGACCACCUAAAAGCCUUAAUAACGGCACUCUCGCUUCAUUAUCAACACGGCUACCAGACAUACGGCAAAAACUUACUGUCGACAGAUUUGGGACCAUCGGAUCCGUAUGCAAUAAUGGCCGCUCACGUUUUGUAUGAUUUGGCCUUAAUCGAAAAGAAGUCGGAUUCUAUCAUUAUAGCAUUGAUCUUGCUCGAAAAUCUUCUAAAGAAUUCUCCCAGUAAUUUUCAUGCCAAAUUGCUUGCCCUGCGAUUGUACCAUACACUGGGUAGCGGUGUCACAGCCCACACAGUAUAUAAUAGUUUAGAAGUAAAGCAUUUACAGUUAGAUUCCUUAGGGUAUGUGCACUGUGCUCGAUUACCGACUACGGGGUUGUUCUCUUUGUGCACAAGCCUAUUUGAUAUCACUCUGAAGUUUUUCUCUUCGAAUUAUAAAGAUAGUUCAGAUCAUUUAACGUUUUCGUAUAAAUUCGGGUCCUUCUUAAAACUGGAUGAAUUCAUGGACUUCAGGGAAAGGUUGAACAACAGUUUGCAUUACACGACAGUCGCCGUCGAUAGGAUAAUAUUAAGUUUAGUGGAAUGUUCGACACUUGAAUCGUUGUAUAAUUUAGACAUAUCACCCAGAGAUAAUAAGAUUGAAUGGGAAUCUUUAAGAGACAAUCAUGAUCUUAGCGUAUAUAUUUGUUGGGAUCCGGAGAGGAUAAACAGCCCUCCCGAAGAGUGGAAAGAAGUGAGGGAGUUGUUUGAACAAGAUGUAAGAUUUUUAAAAUUAAGAACCUCAGUUUUAUGGGGUAUAUCAUCCGCCAUUGACAUAAUCAAAUCGUUGGACGGCACCCGUCAGAAACACCUAGAUAGCUUGAAAAGCACCCUCGGUGAAUGGAGAAGGUUACACGACCAAACGGUGUCCGACAAUUUCGUACCAAUUAAUCAAAAUAUAGUUACGUUGCCGCUACCCUCUAGACUGCACGGUGCGAUAGAAGCUCCGUACCUGUCCACAAUUAGUACCUUUUUUGAAUUUCUAAUUAGUCUUAGCAUAGAAGAUUUCGAGAGGAGUUCGACGUGUACCAAGGACAUAGAAGAAGAGCUCGGUCGCUUAGCCAAGUUCGUCAAGGAUAACACGUUGGGAAAAUCGAAUGAUUUUCAGGAUAAGCGGAAAUCGAUGGAGCUGGUAGUGAAUUGCGUGGAGAUCGUCAGUGUAUGUUCGUUGAUAUGCCUCCUUUGUAACGAACUAGUGAAACCGCCUCAAGGCAAAAAAGGUAGGAGGAGAUCGUCGGAUUCGGUGAAAAGUAAAGAGUUGUUAGGGAAAGUGGCGAGUAAAUUGAGAACCGAGACCAGUGCAAUUUGUGAUAUUUUACAAAAUUGGAUAGACUUGAACACGAUCGAGGACAUCAAAAGCAAAUUCGAGGCGUUGAAUUUGAAUUCAGGUCAGAACGUUUUUCAGAAUAUCCUCGAUAGUUAUAACGUCGCGAAUAAAGAGAUACAAAUCGUUCUUAAAAGUAAAAUGAAAUUGUUGAGCGGGUUGAUCGGCUGAGCAUAAAUUGUUUUUUGAAUUGUUUGUAUGUAUUGUAAUUAAAUAAUAUGGUUUUUAA